CAGCUCCCAGGCGGCGCUUUGUUGUUGAUGUUGGUAUAGGCAGCGAUGGUGUUUUGAGGUGGAGUGCUGCUCCUGCAUAGAGGACAUUUCAUCAGCCCUGCUGUAGCCGUGGAUACAGAUAUCUCUGACAGCUGAUUACAAGAUGUCAGAAAGCUCCAGUGAUACAGAGUCCUCGUGUGGGUGGACUGUUAUCAGCAAUGAGGGCUCAGACAUCGAAACUCUGGGGGCUGAGAAUGGGGCGGAUUAUGAUCCGGAGGAGACAAACACAACUCCUGCCCCAGAUCAGCCCAAUUCUCCACAAGAUGAGGAUGCAGAGGCAGCUGGAGACUCUUUUCUGGAUGCCACUCUGAAAGAGGAGACUGUGGUGGAAGCAGAGUCUGGCCAGCAGGCAGGAGAAGAGGCGGGGCUGGAGGAACAUGUGACACUCUGCUCCUCAAGUGAUCACUCUGACAUCGUCACCCUCGGAGAUAACAGGGAGGUGGAGAUCGGCGCAUGGGAGGGGCCUGUUGCUAAGGAGGAUGAGGAGACAACAAUUGAUGAGCUGUACCUGGGAACCUCGUCAAGCAGCCAGUACACUUUCAGUGCUGCAGAGACAAUCUUCCCAGCAGAGCGUCCUGUGCGCAGAGACUCCAGCAGCACCAGCACUGAAGAUGAGGAUGGUGAGACGAAGGCCAGUCCGGUAGUGAGGAGGCGCAGGCUGAGGAGGAGCACGGCUGGCUCUGAGCCAGAGGAGCAUCAGGAGGUGCAGAAAGAGCAAGACGAGGGUGGUGAUGGAGCUGAGGAGGAGACGGAAGAGCACCGGGAGGCUCGUGUUUUUGCCCCGCAGCAGCGGCAGGUCAGCGGGACGCUCAACAAGUGCAUCCUGCUCGCCCUCAUCAUUGCCAUCAGCAUGGGUUUUGGACAUUUCUAUGGCACGGUGCAAAUUCAGGAGAGACACAGGAUGGUGGAGAAGAUCCGUGUGAACGAGCCGAGUGAGACCCGAGAGCUUCAUCAGUGUCGGAGCGAGAGAGAAGCUGUCACUAAGGAUGUGGUUGAGAGUCUGAGAGAAGACUUAGAAGAAAAGCGGGACAUGGUGUUGUCACUGACAGGCAUUAUGGAUAAGAUUACCAAAGAAAACCAGCAUCUCAGAGCAAAAGAAGUUGAACUACAGACUCAGAGAGAAGAUCUGUUUGAACAGCUUCAGCAGGCCAAGAGUGAGAUGGAGUCUCGGCAGAAGUACCUGGCUUCAGAGAACCGUGCUCUGAAGACCACCCUGGAACGCGAGGAGGCGUCACUGUCCACACUGCAGGACGAACUGCGGCACCUCCGCGCUCAAAUCCGCGAGCUGGAGGAGAAAGGAGCGGGUUCCGAUUCCAUCCUGUCUGAAAACCAACGCCUAAAGCACCACCUUCUGGAGGAGAAGCAGAGGGUCCGAAGUUUCCUCAACCAGAAGGAGGCACUGAUGGCGGAGGCUCAGGUUCUACGGAAGGAGCUGGACAAGGAGCGGAAGGUGACGGACAGGCUGAAGGAAGAGUUAGAGGAAUUGAGCCAGCAGGAUUUAGGAACAGAGGAGGAUCCCGAAACUGAGGAACUGCAGACACGACUUCAGGAGCUGGAGAAGAAGCUGAGCUUUGAGCAGCAGCGUUCUGAUCUGUGGGAACGACUCUACGUGGAGUCGAAAGAAGAGAGAUCCAAAGGCGACAGGCAAGUCAAGUCCAAGAAACCCAAAGAUGGAAUGAUGGGGAAGGUGAAGGAGACCUUCGAUGCAGUGAAAAAUUCCACCAAGGAGUUUGUCCACCACCACAAGGAGCAGAUCAAAAAGGCCAAGGAAGCAGUGAAGGAGAACCUCAGGAAGUUCUCGGAUUCCGUCAAGUCCACGUUCAGGCACCUGAAGGACUCUGCCUCCAACAUGUUUGACAAAAAACAGCGACCACAGGAUAAAAGGUUCCACGAGAGGAAGCAUGCAAAAAUGGAUCAUCAGGAGUUCCAGGAUGAGCCUUACAAAGAACAGGUUAACCAACAAAUGGAUGAUGCCCACUGGCAGCCCCACAGGCCUUUGCACCAACACCCCAGCAAAUCCACAGUGGACUCUUCCUUCCAGACUGACCACAACACACGUAAUUCAGGCGACCGCAAGGAGCAAAGCACUACUGGACAGAGAUCACAAAGGCCCAAAGGCUGUACCGGCGUCUUUGACUGCGCCUACCAAGAGUUCAUGAGCCUUUUCAACAAGGCCAUGGACCCCAUAAGAGCAGAUGAGUUCACCCAGCUUCUCCACAGUUACCUUCAGCAGGAAGUGGGACAUUUCCAUCACUGGAGCGAGCUGGAGAGCUUCAUUAACAAUUUCUUCCACAAUGGGAUCUUUAUUCACGAUCAGAUGCUGUUCACGGACUUCGUCAGUGGCGUUGAAGACUAUCUGGAAGAUAUCGAUGCGUACCAGGGUGGGGAUAGUGACCUAUUUGAGGAUCUGGAUGAUUACAUAUACAGGCACUUCUUUGGGGAUACAUACUCAAAACCUUACAGCCCAAGGUCUGAGACACAGUAGCCUCUGCAUGUUGACAAUGACUUGCUGUGAGCGACGCGUGAAGCUUUAGGGUAAAAAAAAAAAAAACUUAAAUAUUUACUGUGUGUAAAUUUACAGUCGACCUUUUGAAGAAGGGCCUGGGCCGAAGUUCAAAGCAGAGCAGGAGUGUCAGCGGCCGCAGCGAAAACACCAGCAUUCACGCCCUGUGCACCCCCGAGAACGGAAAUGGGCUCGGUCGGGACGAGGGUCCGACAGACACUUUACUGAAGUCAAAAUCGAACUGGGGCCCAUGCCGUUCGACCCAAAAUACUAACAAUCCAUGCAAAUUCUAGAUCUUAGUUGUUUUCAUUGUAGCACUUAACCUAAAGUGAUCCUGUUGCUUUUUUUUUCAUAAUAAGACAAAUGAAAGCAUUGUCUUCCCCUUUUCCCUCCCCCUUAUUUGUGAUUUUGCACAAUUGUACAUGCUGGUUGAAUGUCUUCUAGCUUUUUGUCUCUCUUUGUUUGUGAUCAGCUGUUGCUAGAUCAGAUUAUUUAGAGUCAGUAGUGUUGCUUUUUCAACGCUUAAGCUACUUAGCUUACUUGCAAGGCCUUUAAAAAAGUUAAUUAUCAGGUUUUCGUUCUAGUAUUCCAUGUUGGAAAAGUAAAAAAAAAAAAAAAACAGAAUAUUCAGAAUAUAAGAAUUCAAUUAAACUAAUAAUUAAUAUUCUGUAUAUAUUAAAUUAUAAUUAGCAUAAAAAAUGAGAAGGAAAUUCUGAAUAACAAAACAAUUUAUUUUCUUAAGGACCAAAUAUAUAAGCAGUGUUUGUUCUACUGAAAAAUUCCUUCCAUGCUGAGAUGCCUGAUUUCUUUGUUGUAGUUUGGUGAGCAUUGUUUUUUGUACUGCUGUCAAAAUGUCAACACUGAUUAGAGAUGAUCUAUUAGAAAUUAUAUGGAGGAGUGAAUUUAAGUGGCCACUUUGAGUACAGUUUUCUUUUUUCUUUUUUUGCAUUUAUUUGUUGCACAAGUAACAUUCCGGUUAAAGCCUUGUUUUUCAGAAAAUUCUGCAACAGAAUCAUUUUUGUUUGCCGUUCAGCAAAUCAGUACGCAUGAAAAUCUUUACAAUAAAAACUGCAGUUUCCCCUGA
Messenger RNA from Astyanax mexicanus (Mexican tetra), 3626 nucleotides. RefSeq names its product cell cycle progression 1 (gene ccpg1). The coding region runs from base 143 to 2524 and encodes 793 amino acids. Gene Ontology annotation, cellular component: membrane. Lineage: Eukaryota; Metazoa; Chordata; Actinopteri; Characiformes; Acestrorhamphidae. The transcript is spliced from 11 exons. The record is from RefSeq and is a predicted model, not a curated record.